GGCUGCAGCUCCAGGUCAGACACCCGAGCGGAGUUUCUCACAGCAGCCAGCGAGGAAAAGUUGCGAGGCGCGGGUCUGCGUUCUCCUCCAGCCCGUGUGGAGCUUCUCUCGCUGCGGCAGAGCGGCUGUACGAUCCUCGGCAGUGUUCUGAGACUGUACGGCCCCCGACCCGCCGACUCCAGCCCCGGAUCUUCAAACCAGGUUCUGGACCGGGACCGGGACGCCUCCAGACCCGUCUCAAACUUUAACUUUCGACUCUGAAGUUGGACUUUUUGGGGGAUUUUAUUCUAUACAGCUGCCGUGCACAAGACAGAGCAUGACGGCAGAUAAGGAGAAGAAGAGGAGCAGCUCGGAGCGGCGUAAGGAAAAGUCUCGGGAUGCGGCUCGAUGCAGACGCAGCAAAGAGACGGAGGUUUUCUACGAGCUGGCACAUCAGCUGCCGCUACAGCACAGCGUCAGCUCCCACCUGGACAAGGCCUCCAUCAUGAGGCUGGCCAUCAGCUUCCUGCGCACACGCAGGCUGCUCGCCACAAGCAGCAGCAGCGACAGCAGCAGCAGCAACGAUGACGACGGACAGAUGGACAGUCUGUACCUGAAGGCUCUGGAGGGUUUCAUCACCGUGGUAACGUCAGACGGCGACAUGAUCUUCCUGUCCGAGAACAUCAACAAAUUCAUGGGGCUCACGCAGGUUGAGCUCACUGGUCACAGCAUCUUUGACUUCACACAUCCAUGUGACCACGAGGAGAUCAGAGAGAACCUCAGUCUGAAGACAGCAGGAAGUGGCUUCGGCAAAAAAGGCAAAGAUCUGAGCUCAGAGCGGGAUUUCUUCAUGAGGAUGAAAUGUACGGUGACCAACAGAGGACGCACCGUCAACCUCAAGUCAGCCAGCUGGAAGGUGCUGCACUGCACCGGACACCUGCAGAUGUACAACAGCUGCCCUCCUCGGGUGCUGUGUGGCUUCAAAGAGCCGCCGCUCACCUGCGCCGUCCUGAUGUGUGAACCCAUCCCACACCCGUCCACAAUCGACAUGCCGCUGGACAGCAGGGGCUUCCUGAGCAGACACAGCAUGGACAUGAAGUUCGUCUACUGCGAGGACAAGGUGACAGAGUUGAUGGGAUACACUCCUGACGAUCUGCUGGGACGCUCCGUCUACGACUUUUACCACGCUCUGGACUCGGACAUCGUCACCAAGAGCCACCACAACUUGUGCACCAAGGGCCAGGCGGUGACCAGCCAGUAUCGUAUGCUGGCUAAGAACGGCGGCUACGUCUGGGUGAAAACCUACGCAUCCGUCAUUUACAACAACCGCAACUCUCAGCCACAAUGCAUCAUAUGCAUCAACAACGUCCUCAGUGACAUCGAGGAGAAGUCCAUGAUUUUCUCCUUGGAGCAGACAGAGGCCCUGUUCAAGCCUCGACACAUGAGCAGCUUCUUCACUGCCGGAGGAGUCGGCAUGACCGGAGAACCGGGAGGCGCCCUGUUCACAGAGAUGAAAGAGGAACCGGAGGACCUGGCUCAGCUGGCUCCAACUCCUGGAGACACAAUCAUCUCCCUCGACUUCGGUCGCUCUCAGUUCGAUGAGCCCCAGCAGUCGGCCUCGUACAGCCAGGUGUCUGCUCCAGCCAUGCCCCAUCCAGGACCUCCAUCCUGGGCCAGCGAGAGCCACAAGCCUGCUGCUGCUGCAACAGGCCAGACUCUGGCUCAGGUUCCAGGGGACAUGGCUAAGAUGGCCAGUACAUUCACUGUGCAGCAGAACCCGCCACCGGGCAGCUCCACUCCGAGCCUCAGCAGCUGCUCCACGCCCAGCAGCCCAGGUGAUUACUACAGCUCAGUGGACAGCAACCUGAAGGUGGAGCUCACUGAGAAGCUGUUUGCUCUGGACACUAAGGGCAACGACGGCUCUGCAAACACUGAGAGAGACUUAAGUGACUUGGACCUGGAGACUUUGGCACCUUACAUCCCAAUGGACGGAGAGGACUUCCAGCUGAAUCCCAUCAUAUCUGAGUCGGAGUCCCUGGAGUCCAGACCAGCAGGAUCCAUGGGAAGCAACAGCAACCUGCCACAGAUACACCAGGCCACCCACCACAGCUUCAGCAACAUUGCCAGCCUCUUUCAGCCCCUCUCCUCGAAUCAUCAGCCUCCAGGCUGCUACCAGCCCCAGCCAUCGGCAUCCUGGGCUGCAGGGGAGAAGAGAGGCUCUAGUCGGGGAGCCAUGGACCUUCGAGCAAGGUCAUACGUGAUGGGGCAUAUACAGAAUCCACCGUACCAGUCUCCGCCCAGCGCUCCUCUGUCCUCCAUGGGUGGCAGACAGAAUCUGCAGUGGCCUCCAGACCCGCUGUUAACCUACCAACAACAGCAGCAGCAACCGAGGGGCACCAAGACCUACCUGAUGGACACUUUGUCAAGAGAAGAUCGUCCGUCCUGCCAGCAGAACAUGUCCCAUCUUCUGCAAAAACAGAGGUCUGUUGACAAUUUCGUACAAGCUUGCAAAGACAUGAGUCCAGUCAGAGUGGCCAUGACCAACAAUAUCAAGCGCUCCUAUCAGAUGGCUGUGGGUGAAAGUACGCCGUCAGAUGCCAUAUGGAAGAAGAUGAGGCCUGACCCCUGUAUGGAUCGCUCACUCAGCGCAGGAUCUCUGACAGAGUCAGGGAUGGGCAGGAUGAUGCCUGGCAACAUGUCUUCAUGUUUCAGCCCUCUGCAACAACACAGGAAGACUCAGUACCAAGGAAAUGGGAUAAGCGGUGCAAAUGAAAAACCCUUCUCCCAAAAGAGCUACAACUACACAGACUAUAACAUGCUGCCUUCUAGCAAGACAGAGGGCAUAGCGAGUCGCUUGCUGGGCCCGUCGUUCGAGCCGUCGUGUUUGCCGGAGUUGACCCGUUACGACUGCGAGGUGAACGUUCCGCUGCAGGGAAACCUGCACCUCCUCCAGGGCUGUGACCUGCUGAGAGCCCUGGACCAGGCCAUGCUCUUGUAGUUCUCUAUCUCACCCAUGUCAUAAUAAAAAACAAGCUGAAAUAUCAGGGUCAAGCCACUUACACCCCUUUUCCGCUGCAAGUUCUUGACUUAAAUCAGAUCCAGGUUUACCGCCAGUGUGCCAGAGCUGCCCUGCAUAGAUGACCAACAUAUAUCAGAUUAACGUGGGUCGCACUGGGUUUAAAAGAAAAGAAAAAGGUCAAUGCUGGACAGUAAACAGAUUAAAUGUCCUGUUUUAAAGAGUCUUGGCACUGGGAUUUCACUGGUUUGGUGCCUCUCACAGGCAGACAGCACUGUGGUCAGGCAGGUCUUUGGUGUAAAAGGGGUGUUAGUGGUGUGGGAUUAUAUCAUACAACCUGCCUUAAAGGCCAGCUCUGCCCCCAGCAUCUACAGCCAUACACCCCGACUACCAGCCAGUUCCUGCUUAGCAAGGCGGGAAUCCAAUAGAUACAGAACAGGUCACUGCCGCAGACCUGACAUGGAGUCUAUGCAGCUCAAAUCCCAGCCCGAGUCUUCCCUCUGUUAGCUCAGCCACAGAGCUCAGAGGAGAAGAAACUAAACGACCUACAGAGACACUUUAAGCGACCAGCAACCUGCAGACACAGCCCUCUUUUUCUAGUUCCAGUCAAAGCCUCAAGCCAGAGCUGGGUAUCACAAACUGGUUCUGAAUUGUAGCCAUUUAAAAUUAAUGAUUAUAGGAACCAAUGAGUGUUGCAAAAAAAAGUCUGAUUCUGCUUAUCGAUUCCCAAAGAUUAUGUUUUUUUUAAAUUGUUGUGGUGCAAUAUGUGGGACUGGAGCACUUUAAAGUGAGGCUACAUGUAAUUACGGUGCCAUUAUGAUUAAUUAUUAGUACUAACCUUCUUUUUUACGCUAUAUAGGGCUUGUAAUCACUUGAAAGUUAUUUUUUCCUCUUUAAAACAGAUCAGAAAGGGAUAAAACCAUUAAUUCACAUGUGAUAGACAAAAAACAUUUCCUAUUCCUAAUCAUCUUGUUAUAAAUUAUCGUACAAAAUGCAGCAUUUUUAAAGACUGGAAUGAUGCUACCUGAGUGUAGCCGACUCAAGUCGAAACAACUUGUACGUGGCGAUAUAGAGAAUAUUUUUAUGUUUACUGUGUGAUAAAAACACUAUAUUGUAAAUAGAAAGUCUCUUUGAGAUUACAAAGAUUUGUCUUUUUGUUCAUUGUGUUUAAGAAUCAGGAUGUGAUGAGAACCAAUAGGCAGAAUCAGAAUCAGUAAAAUGAUACCCAGCUCCAAGCCUUGUCCGCAUUUACAGUAAAGACAUCCUGAAUCCAUCCCAUCAUAAGCCAGUUCACAACAGCAUAACAUCUGUUUGGGUCAAUUUUAAACGCGUAUGUUAUUUUUGAGUUAUUAUAGUCGUUGCUUCUGUUACUGAAUUGAGUCAUUUUAGCUUUUAUCAAACCUCCCCCUCCACAUUAUUUAAUCCAAAUCGAAGACACUUUGCCAUAUCAACACUGCUUUGUUCCUAAUUUCUCCUUUAUUUUAACUUCAACCUACCAGAUUCUUUUAUUUUCUGUGUGCGUGCCUCUUUCUCAGAGACACCGUAAUACACAUAUAUUGUAAGACAUGUACUCUAUAAGUUGAAUAUUAAGUUGUUUUAUUUCUGUCUUCUUAAAUCUGUCUUUAAUUUGUCUAAACAUGUUUUUGGUUUUUCUCGGUCAGGUAAAUAGCUUGUGUGACUACAGGGUUUUUUUUUUCCUUAUCGUGCAAUUAUUUCAUUCAGCUAAAGCUUAUAUCGUAACAAAAGCUGUCCUGUAUCCACCUGAUUAAUAGCUUUCACAGAGGAAUGUGACUUGCACACUAUAAAGAGUUCAUAUGAGGUUAUAUUAUUAAACUUCACGCAAUACAGAAAACCAGAAAGCCAACCAGUGGUGUGCACAGAACCAGGAGAGAGGCAGAGAAAGGUUUGAUUUGUGCCCUUAAAGGCUCCUGUAGUCCACCGAACGUAAAUUCCCAUGUUUUGCCAGUUUUUAUCAAAAGCAAACUUUACGGUUUUACAUUUUUCUGCAUUUCCAGACAGACUUUGGUUUACUUUUAGUCGUUUAUGAAGCGUGAAAAUCGAUUGGUAGAAUCUUAAACUGACUUUUGAGAUUGAGAACAUUAAGUCAAAUAUUUUCUUGCAUUAUAGUACAGUUUAACCCUCUAAAUGCCAGAACAAAUCACCAAAAUAACACAAUUUCUCAAAGCCAGAAUCAUCAGAUUUUGAACUUUAUCCAGGUCCUUGAACUACUUAUCUGUGGCAUGUAAAACUAACCAAAUCUCAGCUUUGUGAAAAAUCGCUGUAUUCUACAUAUCUUGUUUGAAAUGUUACCAAAAAUAAACAGUAUAGACUAACUAAAUUCUGUGAAAAACUAAAAAUGUUGUGCUCCACAGUGCAAACCGAAAGUCAUGAUUGGCUCAUCUGUGACAAACAAUCAAUCAAUAAAAGUUCACAGACUUUUUUGGCUGAACUACAAGCUGUGUGGAAACACAGCAGAUAAGUCUGGAAACAAAAUCCAUUUUUACCUCCGCCAGGAGGUUACGUAAUCAUUGGAGUUUGUUUGUCUGUCUGUUUGUCUGUUAACAGCAUAACUCAAUGCUGUAUGCUUAUGCUGUAAACAGACAAACAGACGGCCUGGCGGAGGUCUGCGCUUUCCGAGUGCUUUUCUAGUUUCCAGUGUUGUUAACGUCUACUGAUUGUGUUAGCUGCAGGUUUUUUCUAACAUAAAUAACCACAGAAGUUCAAUUUUAUUUUAUUUUUUUAACUUUAUAUGUACAAAAUGAAUUCAGAGGGUUAACAUGAAUGUGAAAAUUUUGCACUAAAUGCUGUAUAACCUUUUUUAAUUCAAUUAACUGCUUGUUUAAAAUAAGUUACAAUGCUAUAGAAAUCCCACUAAGGAGUAUUUUCAUCUUAUCUGGCAAUAAAAUUGUGGACAGUAGUGAAGGAAGCUCGUUAUUGCAUAUCGCCUGUUUUAUCCAAUCAUCAGUCUGACACCCAAAUUUACAAAUAAUAUAGUGUGCAUGCAAAAGUUUUGAAUCGAAGCUUACAUGUUACAAGAUUUGACAUGCAAAUCAGUAUCUUUUCAUGUUUUCUUACAUUUUUUUCCAUCUCAUGAUGUUUUUUUGGUUAGUAUAGCGUAGAAAUGAGUAGAAACCAGCAUGUGCCUGGAACGGUAGAAUAAAAAGGGUUUGCAGAAUGAUUAGGUCGUAAUGUGAAGUAUGUGAGAUUUGUCACAUUUUAAGCCAGCUGGAGGGUUUUUUAGCCAAUCACAGGGGCAACUGGGGUUAAUCAGAAGUGCUGUAGGAGGGAUCAGAGGAGCUUUCUGGCUGAUCAUGAGGGCACUCGAGCUGCCCAGACGGCCCAUUUAAGCGCCGCUUUGGGCCCAAAGAACACUUAUUCAAGCUGCCUCAGUUGCCCCUUUUUGUUUUUAACUGGGGCAAAAGAUCCAGUUGUCACCCCCUAACCGUUCUGUGUACACCACUGCAAUAUUAAUAACUCAUCCAGACUUUCCAGUUCAUGUGUAAAUAGCAGAUGUAGUGCAGCACAGCAGCCUGUGAAGUAACUUGAAAGUGGAGUUUUGUGUAUUUUUUUAGGACAAGGCCAGGUUUCCUUCACUAAACAGAGUGGCUGCCAACACUAGAAAGCUUUCAAACUGAAUAUUAUUUUACUACAAGCUGUCAUUUUCACCCACAUGAUGUCCGAUUGUCACCAUCCUGUAUUCUCAAAUGCAUUUUCCUUAAUCUCACUCAAUUUCUUUUUUCUUUUUGAGGUAAUUGUCUCUGUGCAGUGACCACUUUUGAGUAUGAAUCCUAGAGCUAUUUACACAUAUACGUUAUGUAUUUAAAAAGACAGAACUAAUGUUAGUCGAUAGUGUUUUUACUGUUUAUGUGUCCUGGUACUUUGUCCUCGCCUACCCCUCUUUAACUGCAACUCGCAGUGCUGUUUUCCUCUCGUGCUGUUACUGUGUUAUGGUGGCUGUUUUUUGUUUUCCGCCCUGUUUUUUCCCAGAGUUUUAUCCUAAAGUAUGUAUUGAAUCUGUUGGCUGGCCAGUACUCUUGUUGUUCUUUGCUUUAAAAAUUAAAAAAAAAAUAACAGGACAUAAGUUCAGAUUACAAGGUAAAAUAUCACUUUUCAGAUAUGUAGCAUUUUGAAUAUUGUAAAGAAGGUGAAGUCGCCGCAUUAAUUAAUCACAUAGGUUUCCAGUUGCGUAUAUAUAAAAGCAAUGGUGCUUCAUAGACCAUGUAUGUGUCAUUUUUGGAACUUUUAUUACGUCUCUUGGACCCACUAACACUGUAUUUUGAUGUUCUUUGCCUUAAGUUGUGCUGAAGUUUUCUUUAAAGCUCGUUUUAACCCGUAUAAUGUGCCUUAUUGUGAUUUUACAGUUGUUAAAUUCACCCUUCAAGGGCACAGUUUGUUACUCGCAACCUGUAGAUGACAUCCUUUACCUCCUGGAGGUUAUUAUUGAAUAAAUCUUGACCUGAUAUUGUAUCUUAUGUGGAAAAAAUAGUUCACAUUCUUCUUUUUUCACAGCUUUAAUUGAAAAGGGCAUGUAAACUCUGUCUCCAGAGCCCUUUGACAUCAAUAUUUUUCAGUAAAAGUUGAUUUAUUUCUUAUAAUAAUUGGAAAAACUGAGAUACAAUGUCACGGUUGGGGUGUUUUUAAUAAUAACCCCUCAGGUUUUGUAGUAAACUGCUCCUUUCUAGCCUCCACUCAUGUAUUUAGAUGCCAAUAGAACCGCCAAAAUACAGUAGAAACCCUUUAGAACUGCUUUUAGAUCUUCUGGUGAUGACGGGGUUUUUAAAUAAAGGGGUUGCCCAGCUCAUCAAAUGGCGUUGGUGGGUUUUUAGGCAUUAGUCGAUAAAGAUUUGACUGUACAAGUGAAAGUUGAGCUCUCUUUUGCUUUGAUAAAUAGCGUCUCAACAUUUAAACGUGGACACUGGAGAGUUUUCAGGCACUAGUGCUGCAAGAAAAGCUGUCUUACGUGAAGGUUACAAGCUGAAUGUUGUUAGAACUGCGUAUAUGUCCUUUAACAGUUCAAGCUUAAGAAAUUAAAUUAAAAGCAUAUGAAAGUCUCUUUAAAAUGCCAAGAAGUGGAACUAUAAAUCUGAACUUCAAUCUUUAAUUCACCACAAAGCAAAAAUGUUCAGUUAAUUGGGAAAUCUAAGAAAACCAAUCUUACUGCACCAUUGACUACAUUAAAUAAACUUUCCUCUAUUUAUUCAGUUUAUUUAGUUUUUUUUUCCAACUUAAGUUGAAGUAGUUUCAUUUUCAGAACUUAAAAUUCUCAGUUUAGUGUCAAAUUAGCUAUUUAACCCAUGAUUUGUAUUAAAGUUAAUUACAUGAUGUGUCUUCUUACACAUCAAGAAGUAUAUGUUCAAAAAUAUAAUUAUGCAAACGGUGAUAAAGUUAAAUUUAACACCUCCUGCUCUGUUUCUAUGUAAAUACUUAAAUCUUCACAGUCAGAUUGAAUGGGAUCCAUUUAUUUGAACCGAUUAGCUUGAAAACAAUGAUUGUUUUAAGCAUGAAAACAAAUAAUUAGUUGAGUGAUAUGUGAAGAGAGACGUUUUCUGCUCAGUCUGCCCACUGAUACAGAUUGUUUCCACUUGUCCACUCAACUGAUCAUUUUAAUUUAGCAAAAAUCUUUUUUUGUUGUUUUCAAUUUUAGACAAGAGUGCAAUUUUAUGAUUGACAAAACUGGAGGUUCUUUAAUAUUUUGUUAUUCCUAUUUAUUGGGUCUUAAGUAAAGUCCAAAAUAAACUUUACUUCUAGGUAGUAGAAGAUUCUGAUAGAUUUAUUAGCAGGCAUUCCUAAACAUACUAUAUGUAUAUAGAGAGAAUUAUUUUACAAGGGGAAAAUUGACUAGUUAGCAAUUUCCCAUUAAGAUGCCGCUUGCCUCCGCACCAUCAUGUGCUCUGCUACAUGCGCUGCACUGUAAACAAUGGACAAACAAUGCGAUGACACCAUUUUUGGUUUUUCUGCAUUUUAUUCUAUCAAAAAAUACAGUUUUAAUGUCGGCACAUAGUGGAGGGUCCCAAACCCUAACCCUAAUCACUGAUGAGCCAAUAUCAUCCAAUAACAUCGCUUUAAUUUCAAGAUUUUAAACUUUAUAGAAAGCGAGGUUUUGAGAUAAGCACCUUACUGCAUGUUGAAAGCAUGUUUUUAAAUCAUUACAGUUGUUUUUAUUGCCGAUUUAAGAAAUGAAAUAGAAAUAAUCUUCCAUUUUUGGGGACCAAAGAUGCUAAAGGACAAGCUUUGAAUUUAAACUAAAGAAAAACAGCAGCUCAGAAGGAUUUUUUAACGACUCAUAAGAAACAAACUGUAUGUGGAAACUGUUGGCUAUAUGGAAGUCGAUUUUAAAAUAAAAAUCUAGACGGAGGAGAAGUCCCGCCUUUGUUCUGAUUUUGCUUCUGCUCCACUAGCUUCAGACAGAAAAUAGUGAGGAAAAUGAUCCACCUGAUUAUUUUACACACAUUUUAUAAGCGUUAACCGCUGUUGGACCUUUAAAAACACUAACAAUCAGAAGCUAAACCAAACCCAGGCGGGGCUUCGGCUCUAUUUAUCUCUAGAAGGCUUCUCACCAGUGCUAGUGCUCAACACACUGUGCUGCUUGAAGGGCUUUUUUUUUGUUGUUGAACUAAAAAUGAUCCGCUCUCUUUAAAGACAGCAUCAGCAUUUUGUGUUUCUUCUUGUGUAACAACAGGGUUUUUGUUUUCUUUGUGGGAUCCAUGUUCAGCUACUUUUAUUCUGUUUUUUUUUUUUUUUUUUUGUCAAUGUCAUACAGCAGAUAUAUCGGCUAAUUCAGAUUUUUUUAAUAUGCGAAAAAUUCAUAUUGAUCUUAUCAUUAUAAUAUAUUGUUAUCAUUGUUAUUACUAUAUGGGGAAUUUAACCUGAUAAGAAGUUUGUGUUUCUGCACUGAUAUCUUAUUAAAGCAUACUGAUCUCA
Messenger RNA from Acanthochromis polyacanthus (spiny chromis), 9916 nucleotides. It is a transcript of the gene epas1b, whose product is annotated as endothelial PAS domain protein 1b. Bases 317 to 2977 code for a protein of 886 amino acids. Gene Ontology annotation, biological process: cellular response to hypoxia; regulation of transcription by RNA polymerase II. Gene Ontology annotation, molecular function: DNA-binding transcription factor activity, RNA polymerase II-specific; RNA polymerase II transcription regulatory region sequence-specific DNA binding; protein dimerization activity. The record is from RefSeq and is a predicted model, not a curated record. NCBI's taxonomy places the organism in Eukaryota, Metazoa, Chordata, Actinopteri, Pomacentridae. The transcript has 16 exons. Gene Ontology annotation, cellular component: cytoplasm; transcription regulator complex; nucleus.